Molecule: messenger RNA, 2933 nt
Organism: Suncus etruscus (white-toothed pygmy shrew)
Lineage: Eukaryota; Metazoa; Chordata; Mammalia; Eulipotyphla; Soricidae
Gene: INSYN2B
Product: inhibitory synaptic factor family member 2B
Exons: 4
Coding region: 1067-2665 (532 amino acids)
Biological process (GO): inhibitory postsynaptic potential
Cellular component (GO): postsynaptic density
Source: RefSeq, a predicted model, not a curated record
UUUAUUUAUUCCUACGUGAGCAGACCCACUACACUUCCCGCAUAUAAACAGUAAAAAUUACAAUAUAAAGGACGUGUUUUUUUCUUUCGGAGUAAUUCUGCUGCUGCCCAAAGCCUGGUUUGUUUUGUGAGGACAGGAGGUCCACGCUCUGCAGGUAAUCCCACAGCUUCAAGCUUCAUAGUGCCUCCUUGCCACGACUGCCAUGUUUCAGGCCCAAGUCCUGAGGUCCAGUGAACACCAUUUUUGGCUCAGAUUCCCAGAGACUGCAACCAGAGUGUACUCUGCCCACAUGUGAGUACUAGCCAGAAUACAACAAGAACGCUGUCCUCUGAAUGCCCUCCAACGCCUCAAUCCUAUCCCAGCCACAGUCCACUAGGUUUUGUGAGACUAUUUAGGAAGAUAAGUUUUCCUUGCCUAAGAAAAAGGAAACAGCAUGAAAGAAAACAAUGGCCCCAAAGGAAAAAUUUGUGAUUGACGUGACUGGGAAUGUUCCCUUAGGAGCAUCAUAUAUCAUCACUGAAGCAAACCUCCGUGUCACGUACUCCUCUGCUUGCUUCCACGCUGUGAAAAGGAGAUGUAUUUAAGUUUCCUGCAGUUUUACAGUGGAAACUGAUCUCUAGGAAGGGAAGCUGCAGGUCCCAAGCAUAGCAGGUUUCUUUUGGAAUUCACACAUCAGGAGUCUGGUGCAAACCCCUAAAUGGUACCUUUGUUGUCUUUCUCUUUGAGACAGCAAGCUUCCUCCAGGAACAGAACUGCCUGCUGGCUUCCCUUGAUAAACAAUUCACAGCCCUCAUGACAGAUCAGCUGUUUAAUAUUAGCCUAACUCAUUGUUUAUCUAAGUGAUGAUUAUCACUGCAAUGAAAUACUAUUUUAACUAAAGGAGACGAGUGACGCCAAGCCCCCAGGAAGAAACUACAGAUGGGAAUGGCUGAUGGAACUUCCCGUUCUCAGAGGAGAGGAGCUCUAUACCCUGUCUGGCAUAGCUCCACAUCUGAUGCUGCUCCAAAGACCUAAAGACAUGUGCCCUGGAGCAGUAUAUGGUCCCAGCCCCUCCAAGUGAGACUCCAUGGCCCAGGCAAAUGUAAAAGUGCGACCUGUGCUUCUAAAGCGAAGCAGUCUAGAGUCAGUGGAGUCUGUGCAGCCGCCUCACCACCGCAGGACCAAGUCUCAGCAGGUGCGAUUCAAAGAGGAUGGGGCCACUAAGACUCCGCCCGGCCUAGCAGAGGUCGCUGUUCACUCUCCUGAAGACCCAACUGCAAUGGGCAAGACUCAAGCACCCCGGCACCAUCACCUGCCCACCUACUCACUCUCCUUCCCCAGGUCCCAGAAGGGGGGCUUGCGGAACAUGGCUAUCCAAACCUCCCCCAGUCUCAGGAAAAAUUUCCCGGUUUUCAAAAGGAAGAGACUUACAGCCAGCAAGUCCUUGGUGGAAAUGCCAACAGCAUCCCAAAGUGCCAUCCAGCUCAACGGCAACCUCUCUGAACAGGACAUUGUGUCCUCCAACCUUGCCUACUUACGGCUGGCUCAGCAUCUUGAGGAUGGGCCUCAAAGGGUCAAGCUGUCCCACCUGUUACUCCCAAGAAUGCCCAAAGUGCAAAGCAAUGGACCCGUUAGCGUAUGCUCAGAUGCGGGGACAUGGAGCACCUCUGAGAAAUCAACAGCUGCCAUUCAGGUCCCUGAUGAUAUUUACCAGAGUCCUAGAUGGGCAGCGACAGGCUCCACUGUCAGGCCAGAAAGGUUAGCUGAGAGAAGCCACUCUACACCCCCUUUAGUUGACAUGUGCCCAGGGGACAGAAGAAGAACGCAGCCAUCAGGGUCAGAACUGUCGUCCUCCUGCUCCAAUACCACCAGCCGUGCCAACCACAUUCCAGGCACAGGGAAACUUAAACCUGAGUUGCUUUUGCCCAAAGAAAAUUCAGAUAACCAAGAUCCCUUGUCAGCCCAGUCAAAAGAGAUGUGUGACCCCUUACUUCUGCGAACUCACAGCUCCUUCAUGUUGGACUCCCAUGGCCAGCCAGUCAAUCUGGGAGGGGCUUUGGACUGUUUUCCAGCCAGUAACAACCACCAGGACCAGCAGUCACCCAGGUCUAAUAUUGCAUCAAAACCUGCCUCUGCGAGUCAGGAACAGAGAGUCAAGAGCCCCUCAUCGCCAGCCAACCCUGUGGAGACUCAGAACUGCCUUGGAAGCGAUCACCUCUCAAGCUCUCUUCCAAGGAGGGAAACCAAACAGCACGGUAGGGAGGUUGGUGGGACUCAUCAGAUCCAUCUAGCACAGGGGGAAAUCUGUGACCUCCAAGGCAGGCUUCAAUCUGUGGAGGAAUCUCUGCACUCAAACCAAGAGAAGAUUAAAGUUCUUUUGAAUGUAAUCCAAGACUUAGAGAAAGCUCGAGCUCUCACAGAAGGGCGCAACUUUUAUCGAACCGGCCAAGAUCUCAACAAUUGCAGUACGUGCCAGAAUACCGCGUGCAUCAUAUACAGUGUAGAAUAUGAUUUUCGACAGCAGGAAGGCAGGUUCCAUGAAGUUCUUCAGAGUCUGGAGGAAGUAGAACCAGCUGAGGAGACAUCUCCCCCACCAAAGUCCCCUGCAGAACUCCCGGUUCCUGAGAAACAGGACUUGAGGCGGAAAACCAAGAAGGUGAAGAAGAAAUGCUUCUGGUGGAUCUGAACUUUGAGGGACUAUUCCUCUGCCAUCCACCUCUCUAGACACCUUCCCAAGGUGAGGAUGCCAUGCCUCAGACCUUCUAGAUCCCUUGGUGGAGGCCCUAGCCUGUGAGCCACCCAACAGUCAACCUACAGAACAGAAAAGAGCUGAGCUGCUAUUGCACUAUUAGCUGAGUGCUAAUGGACACUUAACCACAACCUCACCUGAAUGAGUGUCACUGCUUGCUGAGGAAUUUUGAUACCCAUGAUAACUUGUCACAUACCCUGUCAUA